Messenger RNA from Eremothecium gossypii ATCC 10895, 1212 nucleotides. It is a transcript of the gene POT1, whose product is annotated as acetyl-CoA C-acyltransferase. Lineage: Eukaryota; Fungi; Ascomycota; Saccharomycetes; Saccharomycetales; Saccharomycetaceae. Bases 1 to 1212 code for a protein of 403 amino acids. Gene Ontology annotation, cellular component: peroxisome. Gene Ontology annotation, molecular function: acetyl-CoA C-acyltransferase activity. Gene Ontology annotation, biological process: phenylacetate catabolic process; fatty acid beta-oxidation. The transcript has a single exon. The record is from RefSeq and is marked provisional.
AUGUCGAGCAGAUUGAACAACAUCAAGGACCACGUCACAGGCCAGUCGCAGGCCACCGUCAAGGGCACAAGCCCUGACGACGUGGUGAUCGUGGCAGCAUACCGUACUGCCAUCGCCAAGGCAUUCAAGGGGGGGUUCCACGAGAUGCCCAGCGACCAGCUGCUCUACGAGUUCUUGGUCAAGUUCUUCGAGAAGGUGGAUGUGGACAAGAAGCUGAUCCAGGAGGUCACAUGCGGUAACGUGUUGAACCUGGGCGCGGGCGCUAACGAGCACCGCGCUGCCUGCCUGGCCGCGGGCGUGCCCUUCAACGUGCCAUUCAUGGCGAUUAAUAGACAGUGUUCCUCGGGGUUGACUGCGGUAAACGACAUUGCCAACAAGAUCAAGGUCGGGCAGAUCAAUGUCGGGCUUGCGCUUGGCGUGGAGUCCAUGUCGGUCAACUACCCACGCAUGAACUUCGACCACACCUCGCCAGACCUACAGGAGAACAAGGAGGCGCGCAAGUGCUACAUUCCUAUGGGAAUCACGAACGAGAACGUUGCGAAGGCCUUCAAGAUCCCCCGCGCUGUCCAGGACGAGUUUGCUGCGGAUUCUUACAAGAAGGCUGAGGCGGCGGUCAAGGGCGGUCUGUUCCAGGAGGAGAUUUUGCCAAUCACCAAUCCAGAUGGGAAGGUGAUCAACACCGACGAGGGCCCAAGAAAGGGCGUGACCGCCGAGAGCCUCGGCAAGUUGCGUCCUGCCUUCAUCCCAGAGAAGGGUGUCACCACUGCUGGUAACGCAUCCCAGGUUUCGGACGGUGCCGCGGGUGUUCUGCUAGCCAGAAGAUCUGUUGCCGAGAAAUUGGGUCUGCCUAUCCUAGGCAAAUAUGUCGCAUUCCAGGCUGUCGGUGUGCCUCCAGAGAUCAUGGGUGUUGGUCCUGCCUACGCAAUUCCUGCCGUGUUGGAGCAGACCGGCUUGCAGGUCGGCGACGUCGACAUCUUCGAGAUCAAUGAGGCUUUUGCAGGCCAGGCCUUGUACUGUGUUGAGAAGUUGGGUAUCGACAAGACGAAGCUAAACCCACGCGGUGGUGCCAUUGCCCUUGGCCACCCACUUGGUUGCACUGGUGCGCGCCAGAUUGCUACUAUUAUGCGGGAACUACAGCCUGGUCAGAUUGGUCUAACCAGUAUGUGUAUCGGUAGUGGUAUGGGUGCCGCUGCCAUUUUUGUUAAGGAAUGA